This is a messenger RNA of Angiostrongylus costaricensis, 636 nucleotides long. Lineage: Eukaryota; Metazoa; Nematoda; Chromadorea; Rhabditida; Metastrongylidae. The record is from the annotation of a GenBank genome assembly.
AUGAGCUCUUGCAUUGCAUCGGUCGAGGCCAUAAAAUUCUACCGUGGUGUUGUGUCGUCUGGCAUGAAAGUACAUAUUUCUGUAGGAUUCGAUACGAUAAUGGCGGAAUGCCAGUUUCUGAGGUCUGAAGGUGACGAAUACGAGCAACUUCCCCGCCUUGAACCUCCGUGCUUAUGUUGGUUGAUAUUCAAUCGGGCGAUCUACACUCGUCCUUGUGCCUUUUAUAUGGCCUCAAAAUUGGAUCAUCAGGGUCGAGGAUGUCGCUUUUUGUUCCAUGGUCAGUUCGGCGACUCGGUAAAGGAGCGCAAAAUUCGUCGUUUUAUUCGACGACAACGAGUUGGUCGUGUAGAGAGAGUGGAGAAUGUGAGAAGCAUUGUCUGCAAUUCCUUAUUCAAGAAAGAGACAAAGAUUAGUGCUUUUGAAGGCAUACCGGUCAUUCUGAAUACGGGAGAGACUGGAAAGAUAGUGGGAGCUUUCGGAAAAGGUGGGAAAGUCCGAGUAGAGAUGACCACGCUGUUGUUGGAAUCGACUGUAGAGAAGAUCGCUGCUGAUGAAACCGUGGAAGUAUCUAUGUAUUUGAAGAAAUAUCUAGGGGAGAAGAAGAUCGAAGGCUACUUGCCUAGCGGUUUAGCCUAG